AUGGCUGCUGAAGCGGUGGAACGAACCCCUAGUGCCACCAACGAGAAAUCCUUUGACGCGAAGGAAGAGAAAUCUUACUUCGUGAAUGGGGAUAUCGAAUCUUCCACCCAAGAAGCUGAAACAGACGAGAAUGUUGUUCUUCAGAACGAGCGAGAAAUUGCAACUCACGUAAUUUCCGUGGACGAUGAUCCUAGUCUCAACCCCUGGACUCUUCGGGCUUUCUUCAUCGGUCUCGGCCUUUCCGCCUUUGGUGGUUCCUUGGCUCAAAUUUAUUACUUCAAACCUCAAACUAUCCUAGUGUCUUCGAUGUUCCUUGCCAUCAUAUCCUAUGUCAUUGGCUUUACGAUGGAAACAUUUAUCCCCCGUCUUGGACUGUUCCGAUACUUGAAUCCAGGACCCUUUAAUAAAAAGGAAAAUGCAUUCAUUAUCAUCAUGUCUAGUGCAGCCGCGAACUCUGCAUUGGCUACGGAGGUCCUUGCUGUCCAACGUUUGUAUUAUAACAUCACGCCGAACGCUGGCUCUUCAAUAUUUUUGUUGUUUUCUUCUCAAUUGCUCGGUUAUGGGAUCGGCGGUAUGAUGCGAGGGAUCCUCCUUUAUCCGUCGAAGAUGUUAUACCCUGGUGUUCUCCCGUUGCUUUCCAUGUUUGACGCUCUCUAUCGCGAUGGCUCCGAAGCACGCCGCAAGCUCAAGGUCUUCUACGUCGUCUUUGCUGCCAUCUUUAUAUGGGAGAUGUUCCCUGAAUGGAUUUUUCCACUACUCACUGGUUUCUCAAUAUUCUGCCUGGCUGCUCCUAACAAUGCUGCUGUUUCUCGCGUAUUUGGUGGUUCCAACGGAAACGAGGGCCUUGGUCUAUUGUCCCUGUGCUUCGACUGGCAGUACAUCUCGGGUGUUAUUAACCCGAUGACUAUUCCACUGAAAGCUCAGCUUUCCAGCUUCAUUGGUUACAUACUCUGCAUGGUUGUCUUUGUUGCGGUAUUCUACACCAACAUAUGGGAAUCUCAGAAUUUCCCCUUUUUGGCGCAGCUCCUCUUUUACGAGAACGGAACUGUGUACGAUCAGACUUUGAUCAUGAAUUCCAACUACGAGGUGGACCCCGCCUUAGUCGCGGAACAAGGACUUCCAUACUACGCCGGUACCUGGAUUAUUAACCUUCUGUCAACUAAUCUUGGACUGGCUGCGACGUUCACUCACCUCCUCCUAUGGAAUAAAGAUGACUUACGUGCAGCCUGGAGUUGGAUGAACAUGGAUACACUGAGGAGUUGGCGUGCUAAUUUUGAUUGGAAAUUCUGGAAGCACAGUGGAAAGAGGGAAGUUCCCAUCAACAUUGAGAACCUCGACCCACACUACCGCGAGAUGCUGAAGUAUCCAGAUGCUCCGAAUAGUUGGUACCUCGUGACGUUUGUUCUCUCCUUUGUCGUUGGGCUGGUCGUCAUCUACAAGACAAAUUCUACGCUGCCCUGGUGGGGUUUCGUCAUCGCAGUACUCUUGGCCAGCGUAUCUAUCUUGUUCUUCGGCGCGUUGUACGCUAUCACCGGCAUUGGUCUUUCCAUCCAAACAUUGGUUCAAAUGAUUGCCGGCUACCUCCACAACGGAAGACCCAUGGCGAACAUGUUCUUUGUCCUUUACAGCUAUAAUACUGUGUCUCAAGCUUUAUUGCUACUACGUGACCUGAAGAUUGCUCAAUAUGCCAAAUUGCCUCCCCGUGCUGCAUUCACGGCCCAGAUCAUUGGCACCUUACUUGGCGCUGUUCUCAACUAUGUGUUGAUGAAUUCUAUCAUCGACAAUCAACGUGAAAUCCUACUAUCUGUACAAGGAACAAAUAUCUGGUCUGGUCAGCAACCUCAGUCAUACAACUCGCAAGCCAUAGCAUGGGGCGGCCUGGCUCACGAACUCUUUUCAACCGGUCAAAGGUACCAAUGGGUUCCCUUAUCCUAUCUAAUUGGCUUGGUUGCACCUCUUCCCUUCUGGAUUAUUCACCGUUACUGGCCGAAACUGCGCAUGGAUUACUAUUACACUCCUAUCAUCUGUGCGUACAUUGGAUGGCUUUGCGUUGGAAUAAACUCUUCAGUCCUGUCCUAUUACGCGAUCGCCUUCUUGUCUCAGUGGUGGCUCCGUACUCGGUACCCGCGUUGGUUCAUGAAAUACAACUACUUGGUCGGCGCCGCUCUUGAUGGUGGAACACAAGUCAUGGUAUUCAUUCUCUCCUUUGCGGUCCAAGGGGCUGCCGGAACAGCACAUCUUUUCCCGGCAUGGUGGGGUGCAAACCAAGGUGGCAACUACGAUCGCUGCUUGUUUAUCUAAAUAUCAUACAUCAGUUUGAAACAUUAUGAAAGUAUUGGCAACAUCUUGAAGUAUGAAGUGAU
Suillus paluster is the source of this 2363-nucleotide messenger RNA. RefSeq names its product OPT oligopeptide transporter protein-domain-containing protein. The transcript has 22 exons. The record is from RefSeq and is a predicted model, not a curated record. NCBI's taxonomy places the organism in Eukaryota, Fungi, Basidiomycota, Agaricomycetes, Boletales, Suillaceae. Gene Ontology annotation, molecular function: oligopeptide transmembrane transporter activity. The coding region runs from base 1 to 2301 and encodes 766 amino acids. Gene Ontology annotation, biological process: transmembrane transport.